This is a messenger RNA of Nomascus leucogenys (northern white-cheeked gibbon), 1847 nucleotides long. It is a transcript of the gene SMCO1, whose product is annotated as single-pass membrane protein with coiled-coil domains 1. The record is from RefSeq and is a predicted model, not a curated record. NCBI's taxonomy places the organism in Eukaryota, Metazoa, Chordata, Mammalia, Primates, Hylobatidae.
AGGCAGAAUGUAGACUGAGUGCUCAUGCUACUGCUGCCUGGUGCUGAGAGGAAGACAGCAGAAAAUUCUGGAUUCAAACAUUUAUUGCUUUUUUUGUUUUGGUUUGUUUUUGUUUUCUUUCUUUUUGCCUUAAGAAGAUGAACAAUGAAACCACAACCAUGAUAUCCUUGAAGGGGGCAAUGAAAAGGUUGCUGAGGGCUAUAGGGAGGGAGCAAGCAUGGGUCUGCUAUUCUGGGAAGAUGGAGUAGACCACAAACUCCAAGCGUUAGAAACACAGUUCAAAGAACUAGACUUCACCAAGGAUAACCUGAUGCAGAAAUUCGAACAUCAUAGUAAGACUUUGGCAAACCAAGCAGCCCAAGAUGAGACGUGGACGGCAGUUCGGGCACUCAAGCUCACUUCAAUGGAAUUGAAUAUUUUAUACAGCUACGUCAUUGAAGUACUUAUCCGCUUGCAUACUCGUGUGCUUGAGAAGCUGCCGGACCUGGCGAGAGGUCUUCCAACCUUAGCCUCUGUACUCAGACGAAAAGUUAAGAACAAGCGCAUUAGAGUUGUAUGGGAGUCCAUUCUGGAGGAGUGUGGGCUGCAAGAAGGAGACAUCACAGCACUUUGUACCUUCUUUAUUGCACAUGGUAACAAGGCGGAACACUAUACUGCUAAAGUGAGGCAGAUGUACAUCAGGGACGUCACGUUCCUGAUUACUAACAUGGUAAAGAACCAGGCUCUGCAGGACAGUUUGCUGAGGGCUGUGCAAGUAAUUGAGAAGGGGAAAGCAAUUAGGACCCCUGAAAAGCAAAAGUCAUCCCUCAAAGAGUUGAUACCAUCUGUCAAUAACUAACCUGUUACCCUAUGACCCAGUGAUUCCACCUCCAGUAAUUUAUCUUGGAAACGACAAAAAGUAUGCACAAUGUAUUAUAGUCUUAUUUUUAUAGCAAAGAGUGAGAGGAUGUUAAAUAAACUAUGACAAAUUGACGCAAUAGAUACUUUCUUUGUAGCCAUAUAAAAGAAUGAAGAAGCUCUUUGUGUAAUGAUAUGAAGUGAUCACCAAAUGUAUUGUUGUUUUCAAAUGUUUAUUUCCAAUAUAUAUUGCUAAGUGGAAAAAAGGUGAAAAUCAAAUAUGUAUAUAUGAAUAUAUAUAUAACACAUAUUAGUUUAUAUAUCCAUAAACUUCUUCUGCAGAGAUACACAAGAAAGUGAUAACAUUAGUUGUCAGGAAAGAAAGCUAAGAGGCUAGGGGUCAAAGAUAAGAGGAAGUCUUUUCACCGUUAAUCCAUUUUUUACAUUUUCAAUUUUGAACCAUGUGAAUGUAUUACCUAUUUAAAAAAUAAACAAGGCUGGACAUGGUGGCUCAUGCCUAUAAUCCAAGCACAUUAGGAGGCCAAGGUAGGAGGAUCACUUGAGCUCAGGGGUUUGAGACCAGCCUGGGCAACAUAGUGAUAGCAACAGGAGGCAGGUAAAUUCCUAGGCAGACAGGGAGGGGUCCCUGGUAAAACUCAACCUUCAAGCCAAGGACAGUCUAAAGCCUGAAAACCAAGCUAUGAGUUCCAGAUAAAUCCAUGAGCCAGACUGAGAGCUCUCAUUCUCGUCUGGCACCGUCUCUCCUGAUUGGUCCUUACCCUUCACCUAUUUUAUACAUACCUACCCUUCCGCGAUUGGUCCUCUACACUAUCGUGCCUUUUUCUGAAUGGUGCUUUGUCAAGCAUAGCCACAGACCAAUCAGCAUGCACUUGCCCAUUUCUAGCCCACAAAAACUCACAGACUCAGGCUCGUGGCCAGCAACUCACCUUUGGGUCCCCUCUCACUGUCAAGCGCCUUUCUGUCACUCAAUAAAUUCUACUCUGCCUUAC